UGCAAAGGAAAGCAACCUAGAAUCGCAUCGGUUUUUAGAUUAGCUACUUCUGCACGAGAGGAAAAUGAAUAUAAAUACAAUUAUAGAGAAGAUGGAGAUGGGCGAUCAAGAUGCCGCGUUGACGGCGCUGCAGGAUUUUAACAGAGAGAAGGGUCAGUGCUUCGCGUUUUCCGCUCAAGAGCAGGAGGAACGAGAGCGGCUGGGAGAGCUCGCUCUGAGCUUCCUGAAGCGAGACCUGCAGCCGUCCUGCCGGCUCGCCUGCCUGGAGACCAUUCGCAUCCUUUCGCGGGACAAGAACAGCCUGGGGCCCUUCUCCACGCGUGAUGCCGUCGAGAUGCUCGUCCGGCACGCGGGGCUUGCCGGGGGAGAGAGCGCCGCGCCCGAGGUUCCCGAUGCGGAUGUGGUGGUGGAGGCGCUCAAGUGCCUGUGCAACGUGGCGUUAAACAGCGAGGCGGCGCGGGAGGCGGGCGCCCAGCUGGGCCUGGUGGUCGGACUGGCCGAGCGGCUCAAGCAGUGCCGCGGGCGCGAGUGGAGCCACGAAGUGCGUUUUUUCGACCUGCGACUCACCUUCCUCCUCACGGCGCUGCGCGUGGACGUGCGCGCCCAGCUGGCCCGCGAGCUGCGCGGCGUCACCCUCCUGGCCAACGUCCUGGACGCCACCCUGCGCCUGCGUUGGGUCGAUACCUACGAGGUGGUCCAGGCCAACGCGGAGGACUCCGCACGCCCGCCGCCCCUGGGACGAGAGGAGACGGAGCGCGCCAUGGAGAUCCUCAAGAUUCUCUUCACCGUCACUUCUGACACCAACCGCCACAAGGUGGACGAGGAGGAGGCAGCAACAUACAGACACCUGGCAGCCAUCCUGCGGCAUUGUUUGAUGAGCACGGCCGACGGAGAGGAGCGCACCGAGGAGCUGCACAGACAUACAGCAAACCUGCUGGGGAACUUGCCUCUGCUCUGCCUGGACGUUCUGCUCAUGCCCAAGGUGCAGCAGGGCUCCAUCGAGUACAUGGGCGUCAACAUGGACUCGGUCAGCGUGCUGCUGCGGUUCGUGGAGAGGAGGCUGGACAGGGGGAACAAGUUGAAGGAGACUCUCCUGCCCUCCUUAAACCUCCUGACCGAAAGCGCACGCGUUCACCGGGAGACCAGGAAAUUCCUCAGGAUGAAGAUCCUGCCCCCUCUGCGCGACGUGAAGAACAGGCCCGAGGUGGGCAGCACCCUGCGCAACAAGCUGGUGCGCCUCAUGACGCACAUCGACACUGACCUGAAGCACUGCGCUGCUGAGCUGCUCUUCGUGCUCUGCAAAGAGAGCGUGUCCCGCUUCAUAAAGUACACGGGAUACGGCAACGCGGCGGGACUGCUGGCCGCACGGGGGCUCAUGCAAGGGGCCAGGGACCCCGGACAUUAUUCCGAGGAUGAGGACAGUGACACGGAGGAGUACAGGGAAGCCAAGCCUCUCAUUAACCCCGUCACGGGACGCGUGGAGGACAAUCAGCUCAACCCCAUGGAGGGCAUGACGGAGGAGCAGAAGGAAUUUGAGGCCAUGAAGCUGGUCGACAUGUUUGACAAGCUCUCCAGGGACCGCGUGAUCCAGCCCAUGAAGCUAGGGCCCGACGGGAAGAUGAGCUCCCUGGACGUCACCGCUCUGCGGAGACUAGCGGAGCAAGAGCCACCGCAAAAUGCAUCUGACAGCGAUGAAGACGUUGCGUAGUUGGACACAUCUUUGUGCCGAGUGUUUUUGUCACGCCGGUACUGUGUAAAACCCGCACUGCUUAAGACGAAGAGAGCGAGCGAGACUUUGAGCGCUUCACUUUAACCACACUAACCCUGUAUGUGAUUUUGUGAACAGUGAUGACGGUAACCUUACUGCAGAUGACAUUUUAAAAACUUCAGAAGCUUAUAAUUCUGUAUUGGGAACCAUGCAUUUUGUCUUGAGCAGUGAAGCAGGGAAAACAGGCAUUAUCCUACAUUGAAUUCCACCGCUUAGUUUUUCGUGCUGUUAUGUCCCAGCUCUGUUGUUGUGUGACACUGUGCCAUGAAAUGUUAAAUUGCUACGCAUUUCCUCUCACUUGUGACAUUAAACUCUCUUUCAAGUUAGUGUACGAACUGCUUUUUGCCCAGAAUGCUGCCCAUCUCACUGCCUCAGGUGGCCUUCCUUAACCUCAGGCUUUGGUUCGACCUCCGCUUAAUUUCAGAGAAAUCAUACUGACCAGCAGGUGGCGUAGUGGUUAGAAUCGUCACCUCUCCUGCUGUAGAUCCCUUGAUCAAGAUACUUACCCUGAACUGAUAAAUUGACAAUACCCUGCUGUACAGUUGGAUAAAUCCCGAUCACCAGCUUGGCGUACAAUCCUGACACUUUGUGUUGCUCUGGAGAAAUAAUUGUUUUGGAAAAUAUUGCAGCUGUAACUUAAUUUCAUAGGAUGUGAAUGAACUCUAUUUUGGACCCUAAUAUAACACUGUAAAAUAUUUUUGCUGUUUUUUUCUGCUCUUGAACUGUGCCAUUUAAAGGUUAAAAAAAAAUACCCAGGAAGAAUUAUGAGGGACAAACCCUGAACCUUACAUUUAUGUAGAAAUGCAUCCUCUUUGUUGCUUGAACACUGGCAAACUAUAU
Molecule: messenger RNA, 2608 nt
Organism: Scleropages formosus (Asian bonytongue)
Lineage: Eukaryota; Metazoa; Chordata; Actinopteri; Osteoglossiformes; Osteoglossidae
Product: synembryn-A-like
Exons: 10
Coding region: 65-1708 (547 amino acids)
Biological process (GO): G protein-coupled receptor signaling pathway
Cellular component (GO): cytoplasm; plasma membrane
Molecular function (GO): guanyl-nucleotide exchange factor activity; G-protein alpha-subunit binding
Source: RefSeq, a predicted model, not a curated record